Messenger RNA from Mizuhopecten yessoensis (Yesso scallop), 1487 nucleotides. RefSeq names its product peroxisomal membrane protein PMP34-like. Gene Ontology annotation, cellular component: peroxisomal membrane. NCBI's taxonomy places the organism in Eukaryota, Metazoa, Mollusca, Bivalvia, Pectinida, Pectinidae. The annotation marks the transcript as partial. The record is from RefSeq and is a predicted model, not a curated record. Gene Ontology annotation, molecular function: AMP transmembrane transporter activity; FMN transmembrane transporter activity; coenzyme A transmembrane transporter activity. The transcript is spliced from 4 exons.
AUGCCCUGCUUAAGAUUGCAAGGAUGGAAGGUAUUGGGGCAUUGUGGAACGGCACUCUUCCGUCCAUCGUCUUGGCGUCCAAUCCGUCCUUACAGUUUAUGGUGUAUGAGGUGGUGAAACGAUACUUUCAGAAACUGAUGAAGACAAAGGACCUCAGUGGGUUCCUGUACUUUGUUAUUGGGGCCGUUGCCAAGGCAACAGCUACCAUCACAACAUACCCUCUUCAGGUUGUGCAAUCACGUCUUCGGGCUGGGUACAACAAAGAAGAAAGAUCUGCAAGCAUAUUAAGCAGUUUGAAAGAGCUGAUUAGGCAGCAGGGUGUGAAGGGACUAUACAAGGGGAUGGAGGCAAAGCUGUUACAAACCGUGCUCACAGCAGCCUUCAUGUUCAUGAUCUAUGAGAAGAUUGCAGCGACCAUAUUCAGCAUCAUGGGCCGCAGUCAAGGUCAAGCUUCUAAAUGACCCUGAAUGAAAAGUAGGAAUCAAAAUAGAUAUAGUACCAUUUCUGUAUAGGUAUAUUAGGUCAAUUAAUCUGUUUGAAUUUUUCGGUGCCCAGAUUGCAAAACAAUGAACUUUAAAGUUAAGUUACCUGUUGAAUUGAAUAUUGAAUUUACAAAAAGCAAAUAUUUUCAUGUUUUGGCUUAAGAUAUAUAAACCUUUAUUAGAUUUAAACUUUGAAUCGAAUCUGAGAUUUGGUUCUUAUGAUUGAAACGUGUUUGUGGAUACUAAAAGGUCAAUGUCAUUUUUGACAACAUCUUGAAGAAAAGAGAAUUCGAUCGAUACAAAAUUAGAGUUUAUAGAAUAAGUACAAUAUAUGUAUAGAUAUAUUUCCACAAUAAAUUGUUUAAAGUUAUUAAUCAAAGAUAACAGUCAUGUUUUAUCAGGUUGUGUUUUUAUAGAGGUAGUCAUGUGAUAGUGCACUAUUUAUAGAAAUAAUGCACUAUUUAUAAGACUUAUGAAAUGAGUUUUUUUUACAUUUAUAUCAAGUUUUGUGUUUAUAUUUUGUGUAUACAUGACUAUAUAAAAAUUAGCAAAGUGCAAUGGAACUGUUCUCAUUUUUUAACUGAAAGUAAGUUAAGUGUUUAUUUUAAAGAACAAUUUAUUUUUUUAUGAAUUCAUGCUUUUAGAAAUUCUGGAGUGUACCGGUGUAAUGGUUACAGUUGGUUCCACAUAGUCUACGACAAUAACAGUCCUAGGACAAUGGUCUGAAGGACAUUAAAUUAACAAAUAAUUUUUAUAAUGAACUAGUUUUAUGUCUUCCUGUAGUUUGUAAUCGGUGUGUUUUAGUGUGACACGGUUUACUUUAAACGUUCCAUUGUGAAUACUGAAAUCCUGACAAGAUAUGGAAAUAUCUUUUUCCUUACGUUUCAGUAUUUGAUAAGAUUCAGGAAAUUUGUUUAUACUUUUGCAUCAUUUGGUUAACAUGUAUCUAUACUUAACUGUAGAAGUGCCGAACUAGAUUCAUCGCCAGAGACAAGAUUUAGGGGC